AAUUUUGGAUGUCCAGGGCUGUGGUGGCCAGAGAAAGAGGCAACUUUCCCCAGCUCCAGGGCUACGGCUGCUGGGGAUAGAAGGCCCUUCUUCCCAGCCCCAGCUCUGUGAUUGGUGUGGUGGGGCAGAGAACCCCCUCAUUCCCAGCCCCAGCUCAGGGGCUGCUGCGGCGGGGGAGAGAGGGCACAUCCAUCGCAUUAGAGAGGGAAUAUCUGAGCAGGUGAAUAUCUAAUGUACCCCCCAAAAUAGUUGGACAACUUUAACAAACACAUGUGAAACAGAAUGACAACAAGGAACAGUGCUCAUCGUGAUGAACAGAAGUGAUGGGCAUUCUCAGAGCUCUGACUGGUCUGGGAUCCUCGAUAAUGCCAGUAUUUGUGGGAGAAAGGCACAAGAUCACAAUGGAUAUUACCAGGGGAAACUUGGAUGAAAUUUCAAGGCCUGCAUCUAGCUCAAGAGCGCAUCCUGUAAGCAGAGCUCUAAGUGCAUCUUUGGAGGUUCUAACACCAGAGCCAUGCUUGUCAAAGGUUUCUAUACCAGCUGAUCGUAAAGAAGACAAUUCACCAAACAGCAGUGUAGAGGAAGACAAAGAUGAUGAUAGCGAGAAGCAUGAAAUCAAGAAAAUGAGAAAACAGACUUCUGAGGGGGAAAUUAACUGCAUUUUUCAGCAGCAGAUACAAAAUGCUAAUGAGUGUCCAGGUUUUCAUACUAUAGCGAUGGAUGUGGUGUCUGAGUGCCUGAUACACCUUUCUGGGUUUUGUCAACACAAGUCUGCAGAACCCAGUGGUGCAAAUUCUACCAAUCUAGAUAAUACUGAAGAGAAAGAUAUAGAUCCCCGGAUUCAAGAAGCGAUAAAGAAGAUGAAUAAAUUGGACAAGAUACUGGCAAAGAAACAAUCUAGAGAAAGAGAAAUUAAAAAACAAGGCAGAGAAGUGAGGGCAAAACUUUGGGAAGAACUUCAGUCUGUAACCUCACUAAGUGCUUCAGGAACUCAAGAGGAGAUAGAAAAUACAAACAAAUUUUUAGCUUUGACCUCCUCAUUGCAGGAGACUGUUGAUCCUUCCCAUUCUGAAGAAGAUGAAAUAUUUAUUUCAGUAUUUCACACACAAAUUAAUUCAGAAGAUUAUGACCGCAAUGAAAAGAAAGCUGUACAGGACCAUCUAAAUGAAAUCGAAACAAGUGGCUCACUGAAAGUAACAGGAAAAACACACCAUAAAAGUGACACCAGAAGUAAAAAUAGUCAAGAUUUUAUUAAAAAGAAUAUCGAGCUGGCAAAGGAUUCAGGGAGCCAACUGGUUAUGCUAGCAGAAGAGAAGAAAAGAUUGGUUGAGCUGUUGAAAGAUAUAGAAGACAAUGGCAAUGAACUUCAAGGCAUUGAGGAAGAUGUAUCUGGUUGGCUAAUACCAGGAGAAGGGUACACACCUGAACCAAUGGAAUAUCAUCACCUAAAUGAAAUAGAUGCUAAACUCCAAGUAGUACUCUCUAAUGGAGAUUUCUCUGCAAGUCACAGCUCCUGCUCAAAAGUCCCAAGCCAAAUUUAUCAGGAAUCUCUGGCUUAUGCAAAUAGAAGUUUGGAAGCAGUUCCAGGUGAGAAGGCCCUGCGAGAGACACAUGAGCAACGUGAGCAACAAAACCGACUUAAAGAGAUUAAUCAACAGCUGAAAAAUCUGGAGGGAAAUCUUCCUGAAGAACUACCUCGUCUCUCUGAAGGGCAGCUUGUGACUCUUCUGGAAGAAUGUAUGCAGUUCUCAAGAACAAUAAGCAAUGUUCCAGUGCCAGAACUACAGGAAUCUCUUUCUGAUGGAAUGAGUCCCUCUUGUUACACAACUCAAGACUCCACCCUGCUCUCCAGGUCUACUCUAUCCAAACUGUUAGAUGAAGGCCAUAGUGUGGGGAUGUUAACAGCUCAGGAAAGGGCUGGUAUCGAAGAUAAAAGUAUAUGUGAAAGUGCAGAGGGUGAAACCUCUGGCUACUAUCUCAGUAAAGCUUUGGCCAUUAGUCAUUUAUCAAACGAUUCUGUGGCCCAAAUAGAAGAACCUGAUGACCUAGAAAGUUCACAGGAGAUGGAGAAUAAGAAUAAUACUGAAGGUUACUUUAUGUCAAGAGCACUCAGCGCAGAAAGAUUGAAAAAACCCUCUUUCUUGGAUGAACUAUUUUAUUGCAUCAGCAUGAACAAUGAGCUAUCCACAGAGGCUGACAUUCCCAGCAUACCAUUGCAAACCAGAGGAGAUGAUCUGAAGAUUGAAGAUGUGGCACCAGAGUAAUAUACAUACUCCAACUUACAGUCAUUUUUAUAAAACAUUGGUAAACUACA
Molecule: messenger RNA, 2314 nt
Organism: Mauremys reevesii (Reeves's turtle)
Lineage: Eukaryota; Metazoa; Chordata; Testudines; Geoemydidae
Gene: FSIP1
Product: fibrous sheath interacting protein 1
Exons: 14
Coding region: 324-2264 (646 amino acids)
Source: RefSeq, a predicted model, not a curated record